AUGUCGCUCAGGGCGAUAGUCUACGCCUACGUCCUCGGAGGACUCACCUUUGUUCCCCUCCUCAUCUUCGCAUGCAUAUUCUACACCGUCUACACCUCUGUCCCCGUCGGCGAUACCAAUCCCGACAAACCGCUCAAGGCCAGGCUCGCGCGGGAGAACCAGCAGCAGCAAGAGCAGGAUGAUAUGGAGAAGGACGCCGCAGCGUUGAGCGCGGACGGGAGUAACACCGAGAGCAGCGAGGACGCCGCGUCCUCUGCUGCGGACACCGCCAACGCCAACGCCAACGCCAACGGUUCCCCCACCGCCUCUGCGUCUGCGUCUGCGUCUGCGUCUGCCGCCGGCGAGGUGAACGACCUCCCGAAGCCGCGGCGCGGCUGGCUGACGGUGCGCCGCACGUUCGAGGAGCUGCCCCUGGACGGCUCGUACGUCGCGAUGGUGCGCUCGUUCCUCGACGCGCGCUCCAAGGACCCGAAGCGCUCGCGCCCGCGCGACGCGUGGUAUGUCGUGCUCAAGCGCACUGUGCUGUAUCUCUACGAGGACGAGAGCAUGACGGAGUGCGGGGCGGCGAUCGAGCUGGGGAGCCAUGAUGUGGGGGUGUUCCCCGGUGGGCUGGGGGACGGGGAGCUGUUUACGAAGAGGAGUGCGAUUGUGUUGAGGCCGAGGGUGAGGGAGGGUGAGGGGAGGGAUAAGGAUAAGGACAGAGAGGAGGGUGCCAGUGUGGCGGCGAUGCCGAGUGUGACGCGGGAGAUGGCGCUGCCCUUGGACGAGCGCAGUGCAGAGCAGAAGGCCGAGGACGCAGCGGGCGCGGGGACGAAGAAGGCGGGCAAGGUCGCGGAGGAGGAGCGCGCGCAGGAAGCAGCGCGCGCGGAGGCGCUCGGCGCGCAGACGCCGUGGUUCAUCUUCGUGCGGUCGUGUUGCGAGAUGGAGGACUGGUACCUCGCGCUCGUGCACGCGUCGUCGGCGCCCGCGAACACGCCGACGCUGCGCCCGCUGCACGGCGUGUUCCGCCCGGCGGAGAUGGACACGCUGGUGGCGACGAUCGACGAGCAGCCGGACGUGAUUCCGAUGCGGUGGCUCAAUGCGCUGCUCGGCCGGAUAUUCUACAGUUUCUACAGGACGCAGCUGCUCGAGUCGUACAUCAUCGGGCGGCUCAUGCGCAAGCUCGCCAAGGUCAAGCGGCCCUCGUUUCUCUCGGACAUCGUCGUCACCGAGUUCUCUGUCGGGAACCACGCGCCGCUGCUGAGCAAGCCGAUGCUCAAGGAGCUCACCAAGGAGGGCGACGCGGCGCUCGAGGUGCACGUCGCGUACAAGGGCGAGAUCCGCGCGACGGUGCAGGCGACGGCGAUCAUCAACCUCGGGUCGCGGUUCAAGUCGUACACGGUCAAGCUCGUGCUCGCCGUCGUCCUGCGCGAGCUCGAGGGGAACCUGCUCGUCAAGGUGAAGCGCCCGCCGAGCAGCCGGAUCUGGUACGCGUUCACGCAGACGCCGCGGAUGGUGCUCAACGUCGAGCCCAUCGUGAGCGACCGCCAGAUCACGUGGAGCAUGAUUCUCAAUCAGAUCGAGGCGCGGCUCAUUGAAGUUAUUCAGGAGUCGAUUGUUAUGCCCAAUAUGGACGAUAUUUCGUUCUUUGAUAGCUCGCAGUUCAUGCACCGCGGUGGUAUAUGGUCGGACGCACGCAGAACCAAGGUUAAUAUUAAUCCUGCGGACUACGCUGGGGAUGAAGACCAACAGUCCAAAAAUAAUGCUGAGGACCCAUCAAAACCAACUGAGCUCAAGCACUCGCAUUCUGCGGAAGAGAUGGGGACAGAUGGUAUUCCUGUGGAGAAUGAGACAAUUGCUCGUUCUGCCACCGUCGGUGAAGCCGCGCCUGCAACUGCUUCGGCUCGACGACGGUCCUGGUUUGGGAAGGAGAACACUGAAGAUACGAUUCUAUCGACGACGGAGGAGGAUUCCGAGGGAGAUGAACGGGGAAGAAAUACUACGCCAAAGAUGGCCUCUGAUGAGGACGUCACCCAAGAAGUCCAGGUGAACGAGCCGGACACACAUGACGUGGAAGACGAGCCCAUGUCCCCUCCACCGCCACCCCGGUCCCCCUCCGUGCAUUCCGUCGGCGCCCACUCGAGAUCGUCGAGAGCGCACUCGAUUUCGUCUUCGGUCGGCGGAGACGAGUCGGCGAGCUAUCUGUCCGACUCUAGCGGUCCUGGGCCGUCGUCUGCGUCUGCGUCUGCUCGCAGCAACAGCAAUCGGAAUUCCUCGUCCAUUGGACCGACCACGUCGUCCUUCCUCAACGCGCUCAAGUCGAAAGCGGGCGAUAAGCAGGCGCUGAGCAAUUCGGCCAAGGAGGCGAUGCGCAAGUGGGGUGUGAAUGUGAACUGGGGCGGGCUGAAGAACAAGGAUACGCCAACCACGACGGUCGAGGACACGUCGGACGGUGGUGGCGAGUCGGCGGGCGACGCGCCGGUGCCACGGACGGGUGACAGCCGGCGGUCGUUCCCGAGCUUUGCUGAGAUUAAGGCGGCGGUGGCUGAUCGUAAUGCGGAGUAUCAGCACCAGCAUCAGGGCCAGACAAAUGGCGACUCAAUACCGACCCCUUCUUCAAAUAAUGGCAAGGCUCGUACCGUCAGCACGUCGAGCACGCGCUCGACGGGUUCCCAUGCUGGUUCUUCAACUUUGGCUUCGGGCGGCGAAAGCAGUAGCGGUUCGGCGCGCACUAUCGCGAGCGCGACGCCGCUCUCGCGCUCUGCCAACGAGUCGUUCCAGGACCGGGACCGGGACGUGGAGGGCGCUGCAGAGGCGCACCGCCCGCCGCCGAUCUUCACGCAGCAGCCGACGCAGGCCAAGGGCAUGAUGAUCCCUGGUAUCCACGCCAAGCACCGCGGCGAGGUGAUGUCGUUGGGCAACGUUGCGCCUGCGUCGCCGGCGCCAGAGGAGAAGGCGAAGGUGGCAGCAGCGACGACGACGACGGCAUCCCCUGCGAUACAGAGCGUGUAUAGGCUGUGGAAGAGCCCGACGAUGGGCGCGACGGGGGCGGGCGGUAGCAGCAGCACUGGCAACGGCAAUGCACAGCAGGACACGACGCCCAGGCCCGACGCAGGCGAACGCAACAAGGACGUUGCGCCGCUCACGCUGUCGCCGUCGCCGUCGCCCGAGUUUGUGGCGCAUGCACCUGCGUCUGCGCCUAUACUGUCGCCGCCGGCACCGGCAGCUACAGCAUCAUCCCCGCGCGUGCCGCCGCCAUUACCGCCGCGCUCGGUGUCCUCGACCGUGACGCGCACGGCGACGCCCGCGAGUACGCCGGCCAUUCUCACGCAGCAGCCCGCGUCUGCGUCGGACGCGCUCAAGUCCAUCGCGUCGAAGGACGAGGGGGCGCGUCAUUCCAGGGAGGGGGCGGCGUCGCCCACGUCGCCGGCGUCUGUUGGAAGCGGAGAGGCGCCGUCGGUGGACGGUGGUAUUAAUGGCGCUGCCAGUGCUGCUGCAAGACCGGUGUCGCCGCCUGCGAGUGCGUCUCUCCCUCCGCGCCCUGAUAAUAGACCGCCGUUGCCGCCUCGGAAGGUGCCUACUAUUGCAUGA
Messenger RNA from Coniophora puteana RWD-64-598 SS2, 3570 nucleotides. RefSeq lists its product as uncharacterized. Lineage: Eukaryota; Fungi; Basidiomycota; Agaricomycetes; Boletales; Coniophoraceae. The record is from RefSeq and is a predicted model, not a curated record. The coding region runs from base 1 to 3570 and encodes 1189 amino acids. Gene Ontology annotation, cellular component: ERMES complex; endoplasmic reticulum. Gene Ontology annotation, molecular function: lipid binding. Gene Ontology annotation, biological process: phospholipid transport. The transcript has 2 exons.